AUGCACUUCAUCGCAAAAGCAAUGGGCUUUGCAUGCCUGGCACUCUCAAUCGCCAAGUCUUCGCCUCUGCAAAAGAGAGACUUUGGGCCUGUGACCAUCUACACGCCUCCGAGCAACUACACGAGCGACCGCUCGCUGUAUGCUCGCACUCUCAUGCUGACUGUCAACGAUAAUUCUGGCACACUCUUGACUACCUGGGAGAACUAUUCAGGCGGCAAGACCUGGUUCCCAAUUUAUCGCUCAACGGAUCAUGGCUACACUUGGUCGCCCUACUCGACCGUCACGGAUCAGGUCAACGGCUGGGGACUUCGCUACCAGCCUUUCCUGUACGAGCUCAAGCAAAGCUUUGCCGGCUAUCCCGCGGGCUCCAUCCUCCUCGCUGGGAACUCGAUCCCCGAGGAUCUCUCCAAGACUCAGCUCGACCUUUACAUCAGCACAGACAAGGGAAAAACGUGGAAGUUCCUCUCUCACAUUACCGCCGGUGGCAAGGCUGUCCCUAACAAUGGCGAAACACCCGUGUGGGAGCCCUUCUUGCUCGUCAACAAUGGACAGCUGAUCUGCUACUACUCGGACCAGCGAGACCCCAGCUACGGCCAGAAGCUCGUCCACCAGACAACGACUGAUCUCAAAAAUUGGGGCUCUGUCGUCAACGACGUCACCGAAUCUGCCUACUCGGCACGUCCAGGUAUGCCUGUGGUGGCUCAGAUGGGCAAUGGCAACUACAUCAUGACUUUCGAGUACGGAGGUGCGCCCGAAGGAGACUUUUCGGUGUACUACAAGGUUUCAAACGAUCCUUUCAGCUGGGCCGACAAGCCUCAGCAGGUGCUCAAGGCGAGCGAUGGGACCAUUCCACGAUCGAGUCCGUACGUCAUGUGGACGCAGAUCGGCUCCAGCUCGGGUGCCACGGCCAACGGCACCGUCGUUGUGAGUGCUUACUCGGACACCGGUCUCUACCUCAACCGAGCCAAUGGUGCUGCGAAUGCGUGGACCCGUCUUUCCGUCCCCAACGCUCCGGCCGCAUACUCUCGCCAGGUCACCAAGGGUUUCAACCCCAAAGACAUUGUCAUUGCUGGCGGUGGUAGUCUUGGCCAAGGUUCGACGAACCACGUCUUCUUCAGCGCGCGCGACGUCAAUGGAUGCAGCACGUGCUAG
Messenger RNA from Pseudozyma hubeiensis SY62, 1152 nucleotides. Its product is annotated as glycoside hydrolase. Lineage: Eukaryota; Fungi; Basidiomycota; Ustilaginomycetes; Ustilaginales; Ustilaginaceae. The coding region runs from base 1 to 1152 and encodes 383 amino acids. The record is from RefSeq and is a predicted model, not a curated record. The transcript has a single exon.